UAAGUCUGAACAAUUCUCUUCAAAUUACAAACGUACCCGCCUCCUGUAACAGUUUCCUCAUUGGUCUCCUCAUCGCCGUGAUCAUCGCGGGGCGCGGUGCCCUCGCUCGCCAGUCGCCUGGAGCAUCGCCGUUUCCCCCGCUCCAGAUUGACGAGGAAAGGAGGUUACAUUCCCCAUCCCCUCCCCAUCCGCGGACCUCAUCCACCCCGCGACCAUGGCAUCGACGCGCCGGGGGCCGGGGUGGAGGACGGGGCCGCGCCCGCCCCCGCGCACCCCGAGCGGCGUCUCCCCCCGACCCUCCCAGUCCCCAGAUGCCGGUCACGGCGAGCGGCUGCCCGCGGCCGGAGGAGGCGGCAACGGCGGCGGCCCGCAUCCUCCUGGAUGGGGACGAGGCCGGAGGAGCUGACGGCGAGGCUGGCGGCCUCGGGGCCCGCAGCCCCGAGCGCGGGUCGCGGCGGCGCCGGCGCCGGCGCUCCCCCCGAACCUCCCAGAUGCCGGCCACGGCGAGCGGCGGCGCGCGGCCGGAGGAGGCGACAGCGGCGGCGGCCCGUGACCUCCUGGAUGGGGACAAGGCCGGAGCAGCUGACAACGAGGCUGGCAGCCUCGGGGCCGGCAGCUCCGAGCGCGGAUGGGGACGAGGCCGGAGGAGCGGACAGCGAGGCUCGCGGCCUCGGGGCCCGCAGCCCCGAGCGCGGGCCGCGGCGGUUCCGGCGCCGCCAGCGCCACCCCCACCCGCCGCCAGGAAUUGCUCCGCCUCGAUCUGCUCCGUCGCGACGUCUUCUUGGCGCCGGCCUGGGUGGUCACCUACCUGGACAACACCGACGGCUGGAGGAAGCGGACCAGCGGCUGCUCAGCAUGCUCAACGCCGUCGCAGGAGCCUACAGCGAGAACUUGCCCGUCAUCUGCAUCACGGGCGGUCCCCAACUCAUCCUCCACCACACCAUCGGCCUCCUGGACUUCUCUCAAGAGCUCCGCGGCUUCCAGACCGUCACCUGCCACCAGGUGCGUCCUGUCUUCCUUGGCAUUUUGGCCGGGUUUAGAGUGUCUGUUUCAUCUGGUUGGUUUGCUUGCUCGUGGAUUCAGGCGGUGGUGACCAAUCUGGACAACGCGCACAUCAGCCACAUGCUUCUUAAUGCUAGGUUUCCAUCAGGUUUGGAGAGCAACACUUGGAUGAAGGAGAAGGAAAAUAACACUUUGGGGGCCAGUGAGCUGGGUGUGGAUACAGGCCCAAGAAUGAUAGGUAACUUAGGAAUCAUUACCAUUGUUCUCAUGAGCUUUGACAAGGAGAAGGAUGUUAACAGUGUGCGCGUCCCUUCUCUAGAGAUGGUUUGUAAAGACUUUCAUGCUUGUAAAUGGCCUUCAGACCUGGCAAACGAUGAUGAGUCUAUUGCUCUUUACUUCGACAAAUUGAAUGACUGUAACGAACAUGGCACCAUUUAUGCCAUUUCGAGUGAUUUUGGUGAUCGUAUGACAACGCAAUCAAUAGGACUAACAAGUUUGUUAAGUGAAUCUUUCUAGGUCCCAAAAAUAUAUUAAAAAGAGUUAGCAAAGCAAAACAUGAAGAAAGAACUCAAAGAAAUUCUGAAUUGGACGAGUUAUGUAAAAAUCAGUAGCACCGGUUCUUCCUAUGACCCUGCACCGGACCUUCCGACAAGCAUCGGUUUAACCGACGCUCAAAACUUAUUCAAAUGAGAUUGACUUUAGCAUAAUCUUGUAGAGAAUUUCACAAGCUUUCCAAAGAGUACAAGAUCAUUGAAAUCGGAGUUCCGAAUAAAAAGUUAUGGUCAAAACACGGAGAAGCUGAUUUCUGUGUGGCACCGGUUGAACCGAUGCCUAUCACCGGUUAUUCCGAUGCUCAACAUUUGUUCAAAUGAGAUGGAUUUUAUCAGAAUCUUGUGGAGAAUUUCACAAGCUUUCUAAAGAGUACAAGAUCAUCCAAAUCAUAGUUCGGAGUAAAAAGUUAUGGCCAAAAUACGAAGUACCUUGAAGCUGAUUUCUAUAAGCACCGGAAAUUCCGAUGCUACAAAAAAGGGCAUCGGUGCAAUGCCCGUACUAUUGUAUAGAGAGCAUGUUUUUAACCCCAGAAAGUUCCUUUAGCACCGGAAGUUCCGAUGCUACCAUCGGAUAUUCCGAUGGUACCAUUUUUCAGCUGCAGAACUCAUCAGAAAGGCCCACGGCUAGUUCAAGCUAUUAGUGACCGGAAGAACCGAUGCCCUAGCACCGGAAGUUCCGAUGCCUGCGUAGAAAUGUGCCCAACGGCUCUAAACAGCUAGUUCAAGUUGGAGGCCUAUAUAUAUGUGUUCCCCCGACCAUUUGAUGCUUGCUGGAGUCCCAAGACAUCACAUACACACCCAAGAACACCUCCAAGCCAUCCAAGAGCAUAAAGAUCAAAUCCUUAGU
Molecule: messenger RNA, 2400 nt
Organism: Panicum virgatum (switchgrass)
Lineage: Eukaryota; Viridiplantae; Streptophyta; Magnoliopsida; Poales; Poaceae
Exons: 5
Coding region: 382-1518 (378 amino acids)
Molecular function (GO): carboxy-lyase activity
Source: RefSeq, a predicted model, not a curated record